This is a messenger RNA of Ustilago hordei, 678 nucleotides long. RefSeq lists its product as uncharacterized. The record is from RefSeq and is a predicted model, not a curated record. The transcript has 2 exons. Gene Ontology annotation, molecular function: fatty acyl-CoA hydrolase activity. The coding region runs from base 1 to 678 and encodes 225 amino acids. Lineage: Eukaryota; Fungi; Basidiomycota; Ustilaginomycetes; Ustilaginales; Ustilaginaceae.
AUGCCAGCACCAGCACCAAAAAAUCUGCAAGAGGCAACGCAGGAUGCCGUCAACAUGACGAGGAAUCUGGCCGACUACCACGGGUACUCAAGCUCAGCAGUGGAUCCCUCCGUCACGGUGAUCUCAGUUGAGCGUACAGGUCUCGAUGAGAAUGGCAAUCUCGUCCGCGAAGCUGCCGAUGUUGACGACUCAAACGAAACAGCCCGACUCACAAUGAAGACAUCCGGCAGUGCAACAGACACAACGCCAGUACGUAAGGACAUCCACACACGUCUUGUGUUACGCAUGCGGGUCACCGAGAAGAUGGACAACAGUCUUGGCAAUAUGCAUGGUGGCUGCAGUGCCACUCUGGUCGACAAUAUUACCAGCAUGGUCAUCUUCUAUCACACUUCGGGCGCGAUGGGAACGCCCUGGUCAUUCCUCGGUGUUUCACAGAAUCUGAGCGUCUUGUAUAUGAAUGCGUGCCCCGUUGGAUCGGUGAUCGAGAUGGAUGUAUACUCGGAGCAGGUGGGCAAAUCGAUUGCGUUGCUGACUGCGGAGUUCUGGAUCGUGGAGCGAGAUGAUGGUCAGACGGACGAUGGAGAGGGUCCAGUAUACUCGGGCAAGUGGAAGCGCGUCAAGAAGACCAUCACUGGUACGCAUACCAAGGUCGACAACUCAGCAAAAGUGAAGCUUUAG